This is a messenger RNA of Dujonia railenensis, 1731 nucleotides long. The record is from the annotation of a GenBank genome assembly. Lineage: Eukaryota; Fungi; Ascomycota; Pichiomycetes; Serinales; Debaryomycetaceae.
AUGUCGACUUCAAGUUCAAAGUCUUCAAUGACUGAAAAGCCAAGCCAUGAUUACGACAACUACUCCAAAAUCCAUUCAUUUAUUGGGUUGAGGGGCGAGAAGUUGAACUUAGCAGUUUCGGUGCUUUCUGGAGUCGGGUUUCUUUUAUUUGGAUAUGAUCAGGGUGUUAUGGGAAGUCUUCUUACAUUGCCUUCUUUCAGAGAGACCUUCCGACAAAUUGAUGUAACUACCCAUCCUGAAAAUUCUGUUCUACAAGGUGCCGUUAUUGCCUUGUAUGAGAUUGGAUGUAUGAUCUCUGCUCUUUCAACUAUGUACUUUGGUGACAAGCUUGGAAGAAGAAAAUUGAUAUUUAUUGGUUCAGUUAUUAUGCUUAUCGGUGGUGUAAUUCAAUCUUGUGCUUACACAGUCGCUCAUUUAACUGUUGCUAGAAUUAUAACAGGAUUUGGAAAUGGUUUCAUUACUGCUACAGUGCCAAUAUGGCAAGCAGAAUUGGCCAAACCUAAAAUGAGAGGAAAGCUUAUUAUGUUGCAGGGUUCCAUCAUUGCUCUCGGUAUAACAAUCUCAUACUGGGUGGAUUUUGCUUUUUAUUUCUUAGAUAAACCAGGAGCUUCAUAUGCAAGCGUUUCAUGGAGAUUUCCCAUUGCUUUCCAGUGUAUUUUCCCAAUCAUCAUUAUCCCUUUUAUUUUCAAAUUACCAGAAUCUCCAAGGUGGUUAUUGAAGAAGGAACGCAGGGAGGAGGCGCGUAUUGUCUUCUCUGCCAUCUAUGAAGUCCCUCUUGAUGACCAUUUGGUUCAUGCUCUGAUUGAAGAAAUUGAACAAUCUAUUGCCAUGGAGGUUCGUGAAGGUGCAGAUAAAUUCAACUUCAAGAGUUUAUUAAGUCAAGGAGAAUCCAAAAACUUCCAAAGAACAAUGAUUGCAGCUUGGUCCCAAAUUAUGCAACAAAUUACAGGUAUUAACUUGAUCACUUACUACGCUGGUACCAUUUUUGAACAGUACAUUGGAAUGCCUCCUUUGCAGUCUAGAAUUUUGGCGGCUUGUAAUGGUACCGAGUACUUCUUGGCUUCUUUACUUGCAUUCUGGACCAUUGAAAGGUUUGGAAGAAGGAAAUUGAUGCUCUUUGGUGCAGCUGGGCAGGCAAUUAGUAUGGCAAUUCUUACAGGUUGCAAUCAUAAAGCGGAUCCAACUAAUUCUGGUAAUUCUGUCGACCAUAAGGCUGGUAUUGCAGCAGCCGUCUUUCUUUUUGUUUUUAAUUCAUUUUUUGGAUGUACAUGGUUAGGAAUUUCUUGGUUAUUACCUCCUGAAAUCUUACCGUUAGGUAUUCGUGCUCCUGCCACCGGUAUAUCUACUGCAUGUAAUUGGGGAUUUAACUUCAUGGUUGUGAUGAUUACCCCAGUGGCCUUCAGUAACAUAGGAGCUUAUACGUAUUCUAUUUUUGCAGUCAUCAAUUUCUUGAUGAUCCCAGCAGUAUAUUUCUUCUUCCCAGAAACGGCUGGAAGAAGUUUAGAAGAAAUGGACAUCAUAUUCGCUCAAACACCAGCUAACCAGCCAUGGAAGAGUGUUAGCAUUGCUAGAUCAUUGCCAUACAUGCAUGCUGGUGCUAACAACAAUGAAGACAUCGAAAAUAAGAGACACGCCUUUGCUGAGCAUAGGGAGAAUAUUCUGAUAGAAGAAGGUAGUGGAAAUAUACCUCCACUCUUAGAGCCUAAUGAGGAUACUGGAAAAGCUCACUAA